AUGUCGCAACGAACCACCCUCAAGGAAUUCGAGGCCGUCUUCCCCAAGCUGGAGGAGGUCCUGCUGGCGCAUGCCAAGCAGUUCAACCUCCCUGAGGAAUACCUGAGGUGGUACCAGAAGAGUCUCGAGGUCAACACGCUCGGCGGCAAGUGCAACCGGGGCAUGUCCGUCCCGGACUCGGUCUCGGCGCUCCUCGGCAAGCCCCUGUCCGAAGACGAGUACUUCCAUGCCGCGACCCUGGGGUGGAUGACGGAGCUGCUGCAGGCCUUCUUCCUCGUCUCGGACGACAUCAUGGACAGCAGCAUCACGCGCCGCGGCAAGCCCUGCUGGUACCGCCACGAGGGCGUCGGCAUGGUCGCCAUCAACGACGCCUUCAUGCUCGAGUCGGCCAUCUACACGCUGCUCAAGAAGUACUUCCGCUCCCACCCGGCCUACAUCGACUUUGUUGAGCUCUUCCACGACGUCACCUACCAGACCGAGCUCGGCCAGCUGUGCGACCUGCUGACCGCCCCCGAGGACAAGGUCAACCUCGACAACUUCAGCAUGGACAAGUACCGCUUCAUCGUCAUCUACAAGACGGCCUACUAUUCCUUCUACCUGCCCGUCGCCCUCGCCCUGCACCAGCUCAACAUCGGCACCCCGGAGAACCUCAAGGUCGCCGAGGACAUCCUCAUCCCCAUGGGCGAGUACUUCCAGAUCCAGGACGACUACCUCGACAACUUUGGCCUGCCCGAGCACAUUGGCAAGAUCGGCACCGACAUCAUGGACAACAAGUGCUCUUGGCUCGUCAACCAGGCCCUGCAGAUCGCCACCCCGGAGCAGCGCAAGGUCCUCGAGGACAACUACGGCCGCAAGGACAAGGACAAGGAGGCCGUCAUCAAGAAGCUGUUUGACGACAUGAAGCUCGAGCAGCGCUACAAGGAGUACGAGGAGAAGGUCGUCGGCGAGCUGCGCGAGAAGAUUGCCAAGAUCGACGAGAGCAAGGGUCUCAAGAAGGAGGUCUUUGAGACCUUCCUGGCCAAGAUCUACAAGCGCAGCAAGUAA
Messenger RNA from Thyridium curvatum, 1044 nucleotides. RefSeq lists its product as uncharacterized. The record is from RefSeq and is a predicted model, not a curated record. Gene Ontology annotation, cellular component: cytoplasm. The transcript has 2 exons. Gene Ontology annotation, biological process: trans, trans-farnesyl diphosphate biosynthetic process. Gene Ontology annotation, molecular function: dimethylallyltranstransferase activity; (2E,6E)-farnesyl diphosphate synthase activity. The coding region runs from base 1 to 1044 and encodes 347 amino acids. NCBI's taxonomy places the organism in Eukaryota, Fungi, Ascomycota, Sordariomycetes, Thyridiales, Thyridiaceae.